AUUUUUCUGCAUGCACAAACUCUGGUUGAACAAACCCAGUGUUCAAACCCUUUAAAACUGUGUGUGAUUUGAACUGACUUACUAAAACAGAACUAAUUCACCAUGGCACGCGAAGAGGACUACUACACUCUCAUGUCUGGGCUGCAGGAGCUUGAUUUCCAAGGGAAAGCAGUCCCCAGUGAUCUUGUACUAAUAGGUGAACAUGCCUUUCCACUUGCCAUGAAUCCAAGAGGUCAGGUGCUGAUGGCUGCAUCUCAUUACGGUCAGGGACGUAUAGUGGUGUUGGGACAUGAGGAAUACCUAACACGCUUUCCUGGCCUCAUAGAGAAUGCUCUAAUGUGGCUUAUGCCAUGUACCGGUGAUGCCGGCAUUAUAGGAAUUCAGGGGAGUUUACGUUCAGUAGCUGAAAACCUGAACUACUGCCCUAUCAAGACAGAGCUAGGAGACUUCCGUAACGAAUUAGCUAUAUAUAUCACAGAUGCUUACAGUGUCGAGACCUGUGCAAAGGAUCUGGUUGCUUUCCUCAAAGCUGGAGGUGGUUUGAUCAUUGCUGGCCAAGCAUGGAGUUGGUCUCAUGACCAUCCACAAGAAAACACUAUAAAGAACUUUCCAGGAAACAAGGUGUGCAGUGUUGCAGGAAUUUAUUUCUCUGAACUCCCAGGAGAAGUUGGCAACUUUCCUGUUCCAAGAAACAUUCCUUCUAGUUGGCUUUCUGUCUCAAUAGGCAAAGACUUCAAAGAUGAUCUAGAAUUCCUGCUACAAGGUGUGUCCGAGUUUGACACCCAAGGAGGGGCUUUAGCAUCUGAGGUGAUGGUGCAUGGACCAUUAGCAUUCCCCAUUGCAGUCACUCCUGCUGAAAAAGCAUUCAUUGCUGGUGCUUAUUAUGGACAAGGUCGAGUAAUUCUGGCAUCCCAUGAAGGCUACCUGGGCCGGGACUCUCUGUCCACAUUCAUGAUCAAUGCUAUCAAGUGGCUUGAUGAGGGUCGGAAGGGUGUUAUUGGGAUCCUACCCAGCCUCAAAGCAGCCCACGUGGUACUGAGCAAAUCAGGUUUAGAUUGCCAGUUGACUGGCUUCAGAGAAGAUCUAAGCGUCUACGUAUGCACCUCCUACAGUGAUGCCCAAUGUGCAGAGAUCCAAGAAUUUGUUGCUGAAGGUGGAGGACUUCUGAUUGGGGGUCAUGCCUGGUAUUGGGCUCAGACCCACUGUGGCUGCAAUGUGAUGACUGAAUACCCAGGAAAUCAUAUUCUUAACAAGAUGGGAUUGUGUCUCUUAGGCAAUACCUUGGGUGGAGGGUUAUAUAAGGCCCUAGAUAUAGAGCAUAGUUGUAGAGAGGGGUACCACUUUCGUAGCAUGCUGCAGCGGUUUGCUGAACAUGUAAGCCUGGGGCAAGAAUUGACUGCUCAUGAACAGGGCUGCUUGAAGCAGCUGGCCAGUGACUGUGGCAGUUACCUUCGUAUGCGUGCUCAUGACAGUGCUGCCUACACCUCAGUGGUAGCAAUUCUUAGUGACAUAGUGAAGGAGGUAGGUGUUCCACAGGUGUGCAGUAAUUGUCCUGUCGAAUGUGGUAAAGACCACCUGAUGCUCCACAUUGGAUCUGAGAUAUACAAAGUGUCGCCUAAUCCUGAUGCCCUUCUUCCAUACAUCAUCAAGGACAGACCCAACUUGCCCACUGUGUCUGAUGCAAGAGUUCGGAUCAGUGCUAACACUGGGGGUUGUGAGGAAUGGAUAAGCACAGGGUUAUAUCUUUCUCCUGGUAUGAAGACGUACAUAUCAGUACCUCCAGAGAUCGUUGGGAAAAAUUGGCAGGUGCAGCUUGGUUGCCAGACAGAUAACAUUGGUGGAGCAAACAUCCUGAAACGGGCUCCUGUGGUCCAUGAGCGAUUCCCUUUGGACACAAAAAUGGUACAGGUCUGGAAUUUGUGGGGAGGGCUCAUCUACCUAAUAGCACCUCCCCAGAGCAAAGUGGAAGGGGUGGAAAUUGUCUUGCAGGUCUCAGUACAGGCUCCAUACUUCAAAUCUGGAGAGACUAGUGUAGCUGACUGGGUGAGCAGGAUCCGUUCGGCACCUGCCCCCUGGGCAGAACUUGAGUUUGAGAACAUCAUCAUCACAUUAGAAUCAGAAUUUGUAAGGAAUCUGGACUGCCCUGAUGAGGUGGCUACAUUGUGGGAUACCAUAAUGAGAAGCAUAACUGACCUGGCAGCAAGGCCUGCCAAGUUACCCCGCAAGGAGCGGUUUGUUGCAGAUGUUCAGAUCUCUCACGGUUUCAUGCAUGCUGGAUAUCCCAUCAUGAUGCACUCCAACUCUGCCCCAGCACUAAUAAACGUAAAGGAAGCCUAUAAAAGUGGUCUUUGGGGAGCCAUUCAUGAGUUGGGUCAUAACCAGCAGCGUGGAGUUUGGGAGUUCCCUCCACACACCACUGAGUGCACCUGCAACCUGUGGUCAUUGUACGUACAUGAGGAACUUCUGCGAUUUGAUAGAGCUAAUGCUCAUCCAGCCAUCACUCCAGAAAACCGUCAGGCUCGUGCCAAGAUGUAUCACAGUGGCGGAAAGGAUUUAAAAAGCUGGAGUAUGUGGACGGCACUCGAGACUUACAUGCAGCUUCAGGAAAAAUUUGGCUGGGAUGCUUUUAAGAAAGUUUUUACUGCCUACCAUACUAUGAAUGGAGUGCCAAAUGACAAUGCAGGCAAGAUGAAUCUGUAUGCUGAGACCUUCUCCAAGGUGGUCAACGUGAAUUUGUCCCCCUUCUUCAAAGCGUGGGGUUGGCCCAUCCAGCCCAGCACAGAAGAGAAGAUCUCUCAUCUCCCUGAGUGGAAUGACCAUCCUAUGAGCCAGUACGCAUAAGAACAUCUCAGUUUUAAUAUAAUUGAGGGGUUAGAUUAAGUAUAAAA
Messenger RNA from Rhinichthys klamathensis goyatoka, 2888 nucleotides. Its product is annotated as TRPM8 channel-associated factor homolog. The transcript is spliced from 7 exons. Lineage: Eukaryota; Metazoa; Chordata; Actinopteri; Cypriniformes; Leuciscidae. The coding region runs from base 103 to 2841 and encodes 912 amino acids. The record is from RefSeq and is a predicted model, not a curated record.